UAUUGCAGGUAGUUCAUUCUGUUCGGCACCUGCAAGCGGUCUCCUGAAUAGUGGUACAAUCCGGGAACAGAUAUCAUAAUCGUGAAAGCGGGGGCCACCGCUUGUUGGACAGGUCCUUGAGAUGAAAGUUCCACGGCACACAUGCGUCAGCGCGGUCUGUUUGAUCGUGCUGGCAGCUGCUGGCAGUCUGCCGACGGUCACGGCGAAGCGUUACUGCGGCGAUCAGCUAACGAGCGCGUUGGCAAUGUUAUGUGUGGAGUAUUACACGCUGGAAGAUCUCCGUAGGAACACAGUUGGAUUCUACCCCCAAAUGUCUCCCAUCCAAUUCACGUCCCAGGGAACCGACUGGGAAUCCGGGGAAAACUUUAAUGAGAACGAAUUUAAAAGGAACUUUAACAUGGACCCACACGACAACGCGCUGGACGCGGACGGCGACGAGUUGACAUCACAGUGGUUUAGGAAGAAACCAUUCCAUCGGUUCAUCGUGCCGCACAUUAAGGCACGGAUGCGACGCGACGUGGCGAACGAAUGCUGCCGGGAGGAAUGCAGUAUGCGGCAGCUUCUGUCCUACUGUAAGGUGGUAGCGCCGGGAGUGUCGAGUGAUUAGAUUCUCCUCGCAGCAACAUCAAUGCAGCUUCCAAUGUUGAGCCCAAAAACGAACUAGACAUUAGUGAGGGGGAAGGCGUAUAUAUUUAUUUUAGAGGGACUUGUGAGCAAAUGGUCGCAUAAGACUUUUAACACUAGUUUUGCAGAUUGCAGGUGCUGUUGUAAGAGGGAAUGCUCGAACGUUGUACAAAAGAAAGGAUUCUGGCUGUGCCGGGGUGCGAACACGAAUGACAUGGACAUGGAUGGUCAGCUUUAAAUAAAUCGGUUUAAUGCAAAUGCA
Messenger RNA from Anopheles stephensi (Asian malaria mosquito), 886 nucleotides. RefSeq lists its product as uncharacterized. Gene Ontology annotation, cellular component: extracellular region. Bases 122 to 607 code for a protein of 161 amino acids. The transcript has 3 exons. The record is from RefSeq and is a predicted model, not a curated record. NCBI's taxonomy places the organism in Eukaryota, Metazoa, Arthropoda, Insecta, Diptera, Culicidae. Gene Ontology annotation, molecular function: hormone activity.